Messenger RNA from Exophiala spinifera, 2493 nucleotides. RefSeq lists its product as uncharacterized. Gene Ontology annotation, cellular component: condensin complex; condensed chromosome. The record is from RefSeq and is a predicted model, not a curated record. The transcript has a single exon. Lineage: Eukaryota; Fungi; Ascomycota; Eurotiomycetes; Chaetothyriales; Herpotrichiellaceae. Gene Ontology annotation, biological process: mitotic chromosome condensation. The coding region runs from base 1 to 2493 and encodes 830 amino acids.
AUGUCUGUGGGUGAGAUAUUCUCUGACGCACAGCGGUCCCUCGUUGGACACAAGACUCUUGCAAAGCGCCUGCGCAGACUCGAAAGCACCCCGAAUUUCGAAGCGCAUAUCAAACAAUGCAUCUUCCGUCUUCUAGACGUCAGCAAAUCCGAAGUGGCAGGCAACAGAGUCAUCAAGUUCCUCACUGUAUAUCUCGAAGCGGCUGAAGGAACAAACCAAAGCACAUCGUCUAUACUUCUUGCACUACUCCCGUUCCUAUGCGCAAAGGACAAGACCGUCCGUUACAGAGCGACACAGCUAGUGUCGCAAAUCCUUGGAGUUUUGAGUACCAUCGACGACGAUCUAUAUAAAGUGAUCAGGCAUGAACUGAUCAAACGCCUACGAGAUAAAGUGCCUGCGAUCAGGCUGGAAGCAGUUCUGGCACUCGGAAGAUUGGUCGAGAACGAGAUGGAUGACGAGGAUGAAGAGGGGGAUUCCGAAGAAGAUGUGGCCCCAGGCUUGCUUGAAAAACUCCUAGAUGUGUUGCAGAACGACACGAACGCCGACGUCAGAAGGGCACUUCUACUCAAUCUGCCUGUCACACCAAAGACACUUCCAUACCUCCUCGAGAGGGCAAGAGAUCGUGAUGGACCGACUCGUCGAGCAUUGUACUCACGGCUCCUGCCGAACCUAGGUGACUUUCGACAUCUAUCUUUGUCAAUGAGGGAAAAACUUCUCCGGUGGGGCUUGAGGGAUCGCGACGAGAAAGUUCGUAAAGCCGCUGCUCAUUUAUUCCGAGCACGAUGGAUUGAAGACUGCGCCGCCUCUCGCAGCGAGCAAAGCGAUGAAGAAAAGAAGGAACAGAAAGGAUUUUAUGCACCCAGCAUCCCAGCGCUUCUGGAACUCCUUGAGAGAAUAGAUGCCUUGAACACUGGCAACGAGACCGGAGUCGCUCGAGAGGCAAUGAAGGAGUUCUGGGCAGGGCGGCCUGACUACUUGGACGCAGUCUCUUUUGACGACGAGUUUUGGGACACUCUGACACCCGAAUCUGCGUUUAUGGCACGCACUUUCAAUGAUUUCUGUCAAAAGUCCCAAGAUCAGAAGCACCAAGCCAUGAUCGAAGAGAAGAUGCCAGAGGUGACCAGGCUAGGGUUCCACCUUCAGAAGCACAUCAACGAGCUACUCAUCAAAGUUCAGAACGCCAACGAAACCGACAGUGAUGAGAAGCUGGCUGAGCAAGCUGAACAAGAAUUCAUAGUCGAACAGCUUCUCUACAUCGCUCAGACGCUCGAUUACACCGACGAAGUUGGUCGAAGGAAAAUGUUUUCGCUUCUACGCCACGCACUAUCCAUGGCAGACCUUCCUGAGGAAUGCACCCGCCUCGCAGUCGAAGCGCUUCGUCUCGUCUGCAACCCUGAUGCUGCAGGUGAGCGAGAAUUCACAUCUGUUGUCCUCGAAGCCAUUGCCGAAGUUCACGAUAACAUCGUGUCCGACGAGCCAGAAGGUGUAGACGCAGACGAUGACGAUGCGAGCUUCGUCUCCGCCCGCAGCGAAGUAAGCGACCACGAUCCCAAUUCGACACCCAAGAACAACAGCUCGAGCAAGAACAAGAAACAAAACCUUUCCGAAGAGGAGCAAGAAGCUCAAGCCAUCAAAGAGAUCGUGAUUAACAUGAAAUGUCUACAUAUUGCGCAGUGCAUGCUCCAGAACGUGGCCGGGAACCUUCAAUCCAACAUCCACUUGCGCACCAUGUUUGACAACCUGGUCAUACCGGCGGUCCGGUCUCACGAAGUCCUGAUCCGAGAGCGAGGCGUGCAAUGUCUAGGACUUUGCUGCCUUCUCGAACCCAAGCUCGCAGAUGAGAACAUGCGCCUGUUCACGCAUCUUCUCAAGAAGGGCCACGAGACGCUGCAAGUCAUGGCGCUCCAGAUCCUGUGCGAUAUCCUGAUGGCCAGAGGUCCGCCCAAUGCGUCUCAACCACCAAACACUCUCGAUGGCGCGGCAUCGCCCAAUGCGAGCUCCGGAGACGUGGACCAGCCGAGCUCCAAUCCGAACAACGCGGCUGGCGGUGCCAAUGGCAAUAGCAACACUAACACCAACAUGACGAGCCUCCUCUCGCCGUUCAUCAAGGCUCUGUCACAGAAUUUUGUCGAGGAAGUCCGCGCCACGGCCACGAGCAGCUUGUGCAAACUCAUGCUGUGCGGCUUCUACAAGGAAAACGAGGAGCUGUUUGACCAGAUCGUCGAGCGGGCAAUGCAGCUCGGCGCGAAGGGAUGGGAGUUGCUCGAAAAGGUCAAGAAUGCCGUCGUCGUGGACAGGGAAAAGGAGAAGCUUUUGGAGAAGGAGCGUGAGGAGCAGCAGCAACCUGCCAUGGCCAAUGUCACCUUGUUCGGCGCGAGGCUGAGCACCGAGGGUGGAAAUGGCACAGGGAGCGCGCGCAGUUCAGACGGCCUCGUUGCCGACGAUAAGAUGAGUGGCGAGGGCGCCACGAAUGGUGUCGAUGUUUAUGCUUAA